UCCAGAGGUCUCUGCUCACUCCUCCCCGUCCUCUCCCUCAGUCCCUCCGUCCCUCUGUCCCUCCACGGUCCCUGCACCAUGGGGCCUGCCUCGGGUCCCAGCCUGCUGCUGCUUCUGCUGAGCAGCCUCCCCCUGGCCCUGGGGGACCCCCUGUUCUCCAUGAUCACCCCCAACAUCCUGCGGCUGGAGAACCAGGAGAUGGUGGUGCUGGAGGCCCACGAAGUACAAGGGGACGUGUCUGUCACUGUCACCGUCCAAGACUUCCCGGCCAAGAAGCAAGUGCUGUCCAGCGAGAAGACCAUACUGACCAAAGCCAAUGGCUACCUGGGGACGGUCACCAUCAAGAUCCCGGCCAGCAAGGAGUUGAGAUCAGCAAAGGGGCAGAGUUUCGUGACUGUCCAUGCGUCCUUCGGGGGCACCACGGUGGAGAAGGUGGUGCUGGUCGGUGCUCAGAGCGGGUACCUCUUCAUCCAGACCGACAAGACCAUCUACACCCCAGGCUCCACGGUCCUGUAUCGGAUCUUCACCCUUGACAGCAAGCUGCUGCCCGUGGGCAGGACCGUUAUCGUCAGCAUCGAGACCCCCGAUGGCAUUCAAAUCAAGCGGGACUCCCUGUCUUCUCACAACCAGUUUGGCAUCUUGCCCUUGUCUUGGAACAUCCCGGAGCUGGUCAACAUGGGGCAGUGGAAGAUCCGAGUCCAUUAUGAAGACUCUCCACAGCAGGUCUUCUCCGCCGAGUUCGAGGUGAAGGAAUAUGUGCUCCCCAGUUUCGAGGUCCAAGUGGAGCCCACAGAGAAAUUCUACUACAUUGAUGAUCCGAAUGGCCUGGAGGUCACCAUCACGGCCAGGUUCUUAUAUGGGAAGAAUGUGGAUGGAACAGCCUUUGUCAUCUUUGGGGUCCAGGAUGGUGACCGAAGGAUUUCGCUGGCCCAGUCCCUCACCCGUGUUGUGAUCGAGGACGGCACUGGGGAGGCCGUGCUGAAAAGAGACGUUCUGCUGAAUGGGGUACAGCCCUCACGAGCGGAUGCCCUGGUGGGGAAGUCAUUGUACGUGUCUGUGACCGUCAUCCUGCACUCAGGCAGCGACAUGGUGGAGGCGGAGCGCAGCGGGAUCCCCAUCGUGACCUCCCCCUACCAGAUCCACUUCACCAAGACGCCCAAGUUCUUCAAACCAGCCAUGCCCUUCGACCUCAUGGUGUUCGUGACGAACCCCGACGGCUCCCCAGCCCGCCGCAUCCCCGUGGUCACCCAGGGCAGCAAUGUGCAGUCGUUAACCCAGGAUGAUGGCGUGGCCAAGCUGAGCAUCAACACCCCCAAUAGCCAGCAGCCCCUGACCAUCACUGUAAAAACAAGGAAGGAGGGUAUCCCGGAUGCCCGACAGGCCACCAAGACCAUGCAGGCCCACCCCUACAACACCCUGGGCGGCUCCGGAAACUACCUGCACCUUUCCGUGCCUCGCACGGAGCUCAAGCCUGGGGAGACCCUCAAUGUCAACUUCCACCUGCGCACGGACCCGGGCCAGGAGGCCAAGAUUCGCUACUACACCUACCUGAUCAUGAACAAGGGGAAGUUGUUGAAAGCAGGACGCCAGGUGCGAGAGCCCGGCCAGGCCCUGGUGGUGCUGCCCCUGACCAUCACUACGGACUUCAUUCCUUCCUUCCGCCUGGUGGCUUACUACACGCUCAUCAACGCCAAAGGCCAGAGGGAGGUGGUGGCCGAUUCCGUGUGGGUGGACGUCAAGGACUCGUGCGUGGGCACGCUGGUGGUGAAAGGUGGUGGCAAGGAGGAGAAGCAGCAUCUGCCUGGGCAACAGAUGACCCUCAAGAUAGAGGGUGACCGGGGGGCCCGAGUGGGGCUGGUGGCUGUGGACAAGGGCGUGUUUGUGCUGAAUAAGAAGAACAAGUUGACACAGAGGAAGAUCUGGGACACAGUGGAGAAGGCAGACAUUGGCUGCACGCCCGGCAGUGGGAGGGACUAUGCCGGCGUCUUCAUGGAUGCUGGGCUGGCUCUCAAGACCAACAAAGACCUGCAGACCGCCCAGAGGGCAGAUCCUGAGUGCCCGAAACCAGCCGCCCGGCGACGCCGCUCCGUGCAGCUCAUGGAGAAGAGGAUGGACAAAGCGGGCCAGUACAAGGACAAGGAGCUGCGCAAGUGCUGCGAGCACGGCAUGCGGGAGAACCCCAUGGGCUUCUCGUGCCAGCGCAGGGCCCAGUUCAUCCUCCACAGCCAGGCGUGCGUGAAGGCCUUCCUGGACUGCUGCACCCACAUCACCCAGCUGCGGCUCCAACACAGGCGGGAUUAUCCCCUGGGCCUGGCCAGGAGUGACCUGGAUGAAGACAUCAUGCCAGAAGAGGACAUCGUUUCCCGAAGCCAGUUCCCUGAGAGUUGGCUGUGGACCAUAGAGGAAUUAAAAGAACCAGAGAAAAAUGGAAUCUCCACCAAGAUCAUGAACGUGUUUUUGAAAGACUCCAUCACCACUUGGGAGAUUCUGGCUGUGAGCUUGUCGGACAAGAAAGGGAUCUGCGUGGCUGACCCCUAUGAGGUCACAGUGAUGCUAGACUUCUUCAUUGACCUGCGGCUGCCCUACUCUGUCGUGCGCAACGAGCAGGUGGAGAUCCGAGCUGUCCUCUACAACUACCGGGAGGCAGAAGAGCUCAAGGUGAGGGUGGAACUGCUCUACAAUCCAGCAUUCUGCAGCCUGGCCACCUCCAAGAGGCGCUACCAGCAGACUGUGACCAUCCCGCCAAAGUCCUCGCUGGCUGUGCCUUAUGUCAUUGUGCCCUUGAAGACCGGCCUACAGGAGGUGGAGGUCAAGGCUGCCGUCUACCACUACUUCAUCAGCGAUGGUGUCAAGAAGACCCUGAGGGUCGUGCCGGAAGGAAUCAGAGUCAACAAAACCGUGGCCGUUCGCACACUGGAUCCAGAACACCUGGGCCAAAAUGGAGUGCAGCGAGAGGAGGUCCCUGCCGCAGACCUCAGCGACCAAGUCCCAGACACGGAGUCAGAGACCAAGAUCCUCCUGCAAGGGACCCCGGUGGCCCAGAUGGCAGAGGACGCCAUCGACGGGGAGCGCCUGAAGCACCUCAUCGUGACGCCCUCGGGCUGCGGCGAGCAGAACAUGAUUAGCAUGACGCCCACGGUCAUCGCAGUGCAUUACCUGGACCAGACCGAGCAGUGGGAGAAGUUCGGCCUGGAGAAGCGGCAGGAGUCCUUGGAGCUCAUCAAGAAGGGGUACACCCAGCAGCUGGCCUACAGACAACCCAGCUCAGCCUAUGCAGCCUUCCUGAGCCGGCCGCCCAGCACCUGGCUGACAGCCUACGUGGUCAAGGUCUUCGCUCUGGCCUCCAACCUCAUCGCCAUCGACUCCCAGGUCCUCUGUGGGGCUGUCAAAUGGCUGAUCCUCCAGAAGCAGAAGCCAGAUGGAGUCUUCCAGGAGGACGGGCCCGUGAUACAUCAAGAAAUGAUUGGUGGCUUCCGGAAUGCGGAGGAGAAAGACGUGUCCCUCACAGCCUUUGUUCUCAUCGCACUGCAGGAAGCUAAAGAUAUUUGCGAGGGACAGGUCAACAGCCUGGCACGCAGCAUCAUUAAGGCAGGAGACUUCCUUGAAGCCCACUAUAAUAACCUGCGGAGACCAUAUUCUGUGGCCAUUGCUGGCUACGCCCUGGCCCAGAUGGGCAAGCUGGAGGACCCCCUCCUCAACAAAUUCCUGAGCGCAGCCACAGACAGGAACCGCUGGGAGGAGCCUGGCCAGAAGCUCUACAAUGUAGAGGCCACAUCCUACGCCCUCUUGGCCCUGCUGCUGCUCAGAGACUUUGACUCUGUGCCUCCGGUGGUGCGCUGGCUCAACGAACAGAGAUACUACGGAGGUGGCUAUGGCUCCACCCAGGCCACCUUCAUGGUGUUCCAAGCCUUGGCUCAGUACCAAAAGGAUGUCCCUAACCACAAGGACCUGAACCUCGAUGUUUCCAUCAACCUGCCCAGCCGCAGUUCUGCGGUCACGCACCGCAUCUACUGGGAAUCUGCUAGCCUCCUGCGGUCAGAAGAGACCAAGCAAAACGAGAAAUUCACAUUAACAGCUAAAGGGAAAGGACAAGGCACCUUGUCGGUGGUGACAGUGUACCACGCCAAGGUCAAAGGCAAGGUCACCUGCAAGAAGUUUGACCUCAAGGUUAGCAUACGACCAGCCCCUAAAACAGUCAAGAGGCCUCAGGAUGCCAAGAGCACCAUGAUCCUUAACCUCUGUACCAGAUACCUGGGAAAUGAGGAUGCCACCAUGUCGAUCCUGGAUAUAUCCAUGAUGACUGGCUUUGCUCCUGACACGUGUGACCUUGACCUGCUGAGCAGUGGCGUGGACAGAUAUAUCUCUAAGUAUGAGUUGAACAAGGCCUUCUCCAACAAGAACACCCUCAUCAUCUACCUGGACAAGAUCUCCCACACCCAGGAGGACUGUCUGUCCUUCAGAGUUCACCAGUACUUUAAUGUGGGGCUUAUCCAGCCUGGGAUGGUCAAGGUGUACUCCUAUUACAACCUGGAUGAGACUUGCACCCGGUUCUACCACCCAGAGAAGGAGGAUGGAAUGCUGAGCAAGCUCUGCCAAAAGGACAUGUGCCGCUGUGCUGAGGAGAGCUGCUUCAUGCACCAGGCGGAUGACAAAGUCACUGAGGAAGACCGGCUGGACAAGGCCUGUGAGCCAGGAGUGGACUAUGUGUAUAAGACCAGACUUCUCCGGAAGGAGCUGUCAGAUGACUUUGAUGAUUACAUAAUGGUCAUCGAGCAGAUCAUCAAAUCAGGCUCCGAUGAGGUGCAGGUUGGACAGGAGCGCAGGUUCAUCAGCCACAUCAAGUGCAGAGAAGCCCUGAAGCUGGAGGAGGACAAAAAAUACCUCAUAUGGGGCGUCUCCUCCGACCUGUGGGGAGAGAAACCCAACAUCAGCUACAUCAUUGGGAAGGACACCUGGGUGGAGCUGUGGCCUGAGGCUGAUGAAUGCCAAGACGAGGAGUAUGAGAAAAAGUGCCGGGACCUUGGCAGCUUCUCCGAGAACAUGGUCGUCUUUGGCUGCCCCAAUUGAGCCCCCAUCUUGGUCCCCCCAAUAAAGCUUCAGUUAUAUUUCA
This is a messenger RNA of Equus caballus (horse), 5110 nucleotides long. RefSeq names its product complement C3. Gene Ontology annotation, cellular component: extracellular region. Lineage: Eukaryota; Metazoa; Chordata; Mammalia; Perissodactyla; Equidae. Gene Ontology annotation, molecular function: protein binding; endopeptidase inhibitor activity. Gene Ontology annotation, biological process: complement activation. The record is from RefSeq and is a predicted model, not a curated record.